AUGGCGGUUUGUUUAAAGCAUGUCCAGACAGUUAAUGAAAUUCCUGAAAAUGUUUGCUGGUUUGAGUCUAUAGACAAAAAAGUUAAACUAGACAGUUUUUUAUUUAUACUAGCAGAGGAAUUAGGAGAAUCAAAAGAAAUAGCAGAUGAAUUCGAAGAAGCUUCAGAUAGUUUUGUUUCACUUUGGUGA
This is a messenger RNA of Entrophospora candida, 189 nucleotides long. Lineage: Eukaryota; Fungi; Glomeromycota; Glomeromycetes; Entrophosporales; Entrophosporaceae. The record is from the annotation of a GenBank genome assembly.